Messenger RNA from Trichomycterus rosablanca, 803 nucleotides. Its product is annotated as eukaryotic translation initiation factor 4 gamma 1-like. Gene Ontology annotation, cellular component: eukaryotic translation initiation factor 4F complex. The record is from RefSeq and is a predicted model, not a curated record. Gene Ontology annotation, molecular function: mRNA binding; translation initiation factor activity; protein binding. The coding region runs from base 1 to 693 and encodes 230 amino acids. The transcript has 6 exons. NCBI's taxonomy places the organism in Eukaryota, Metazoa, Chordata, Actinopteri, Siluriformes, Trichomycteridae.
AUGCUCCCUAGACUGUUUAUAAACAGCUGGAUUGAGCAGAAGCUCGUGGUGAAUCCAAGUGAGGAGAACUUGGAGUGUCUGUGCAGGCUGCUGUCCAUUGUCGGAAAAGACCUGCAUGAGGAAAAGGACCAGUACCUACUGGACCUUUACUUCUCUGCGAUAAAUAAAAUCAUCCAGCAGAGAAAAACAUCAUCCAGGAUCUGCUGCAUGCUGCAGGGAAUUGUGGAUCUAAGACAGAAUAACUGGGUUCCCAAGAGCGACGAUCAGGGCACCAAAACCAUCAAUAAGGUCCACAAAGUAUCUGAAAAGGAGAAACCCCAGGAGAAAGAGGAACAGCAAGAAGCACCGUCCAUCAAGUGCUGUAGGGGGCGAAUUAUUAAAAAACAGGAUGAUGGUCUUAUGACAGUGACCAUCAGGAAUGGAACCAUCAAUACAUCCCGCCCCAGCAAGAUCAACAAGCCUGGUGCCACCAACUACAACCAGCUUGAUGGCUGUGGAAGAACAUGCUCAUGGGGAAACUGGAGCAAAGGAGGUAGCAGAGGUUCCACAGACAGAACCAGUGCUGAGGAGAACACAAGUGCUCAUAUUAGAAGGAGCUACAGAAAGAAUGAGCACUGUGACAGAGAUCAGAACAAGCACUGGAACAGACGGGACAGGAGGUACAGAGGACAGGACAUGCGUCCUCAUUACUAAUUCAAGGAACAUCAAACAGUUCAGAGUCCCAAACCAGCUGAAACCGGACUCGACGGAACAGCUGCCUCCAGAAUAAACAUCAAUCAAAAUUCAUCCAACCAUGAGCAAUA